Messenger RNA from Trichomonas vaginalis G3, 1854 nucleotides. RefSeq names its product protein ubiquitination. The transcript has a single exon. Gene Ontology annotation, molecular function: protein binding. Bases 1 to 1854 code for a protein of 617 amino acids. Lineage: Eukaryota; Parabasalia; Trichomonadida; Trichomonadidae. The record is from RefSeq and is a predicted model, not a curated record.
AUGAUUGGAUUAAAAGUUAAUGCUUUAACAAAGAUUAAGAUUCCAGAAGAACUUCAAAUAGAGAUUCUUGUCGAAAAAAAGCUUGAUGAUAUUGAUCCAGAUAACUUAGAAAGUCUUGCUCAAGAAUUAAUCAGUUAUUAUACAACAGAAGAAGAGCUAACACGUCUUGCUGGAUACCUAGACUUAUGGUCUACUAUCAGACCUCUCAAUCAGCCAUUUUAUGCUGACUUAGCUGCUUUAAUUGUCAAAAAUGUUGAUGAUUCGUUUAAAUUCGCUUUACUUGAGAAAACAAGAUUUUCAUUUUUGCGUUUACUCUUUAAUGCUGGUGUUUUCUCCUUAGACGAAAUUCGUCGCAAAUGCGCAGCCGAGCCAAAUCAAUCAUUUUUCUUUGUCCCAGAACUAGGAAUUACAAAUGCUGCUAUUCAGUUCAACGAUAUACUUGAAGACGAAGAGAUCCUCGAGCAUCUUAUGAAAGAUGACUGGGCAAUGUACCGAGAUCUUGUUGAAUAUGGCUAUUUCACAAGCACACUCGAAUACGCAAUCAAGUUCGACAACCUCGAUUUACUCAGAGAGAUAUGGAAAGGCGAUGAUUACUACACAUCAAUGGAAGUUGAUGAGAAUUGUUGGGAAAAAGGCGACUGGCCACCCUGCAACCCUCUUUCCCUUGCCGCCCGCUUUGGAUCCAUCAACUGCUUCAGAAACAUGAUCGAACGCGGUUCAAAGCCCGAUGAAAAUAUCUGUGAAAACGCAAUCAUCGGCGGAAACAAGGAAAUCAUCGAAACCGUUGCCCAUUUAGGCGGAGACUUCGUUGAAGGACUUAAAGCAGCAGCUCAAUACCACAGAUUCGAUGUUUUCGACUGGAUUCUUGCCGCUUACAACCCAGAAAUGGUCGAUAUCUGUCUUCCAGCGUCAUACGCUAAUUGGUUGGUCUUUCUUUUCUGUGCAGCCAAUGGAUCUGAUAUCAGAUCCCUCACAGAAGAGAAUUACGAGACAGCAGUUCACUGGGCAGCCUAUUGGGGUAUUCCUUAUAUCAUGGAGAUCUGUCUUUCCGAUGACAGAUGCAACGUCGACGUUUGUGACGGAAUGAACAUGACACCUUUGACUUGGGCGGCCAUAGAGGGAAAUCUAACCGUCGGAAAAAUGUUAGUCGAUGAAGGAGCGAAUGUUGUUGGUUUUAACAAGCAAUCAAGUCCAUUAUUGGAAGCUGUUAAGAACAACCAUUACGCAUUCGCUAAAUACCUCUUGGAGAAAGGUGCAGACAUAGAAUUGGUCGAUGAAGAGCAUAAUUCCGUGUUACAUAACGUCGCAUUUUGGGGUGACGCAAAAUUGGCUCAAAUGCUCAUCCAAAACGGUGCAUCCUUGGAUGUAGUCAAUAAAGUCAAGGAUACACCACUUCAUUACGCUGCUUUUCACGGCGCGAACGAUAUCGUCCGAUUAUAUCUAAAGAAGGGGGCGGAAAUCGAUUGUGAAGGGUACAAGAAAAAUACACCUCUGAUCGAUGCCGUCAAGAUGGGAUGGAUGGACGUCGUAAGGACAUUGGUGACUAACAAGUGCGAUAUCAAUAAGAAGAACUACAAGAAAAACAACGCUUUACAUUACGCUGCAGCUUCAUAUAAUAAUGAGAUCGUCGAGUAUUUGGUCUCGAAAGGAGCUGAUGUAAGAGCAAUGAACUACGAUGGUAAAACACCUAUAGAUUAUUCGGUUAGCGAAAUUACAACCGAAAUUUUAGUCGGAAAUGGAGCUGUUCUUCACCAGAGGAAAUGGAAACAGCUUAGCCCGAACUUCUACUACAAGAUUAUAGGAGGAAUCAUUAGUAUUCUUAUAUUUAUUUUAUCAUUCUUCGUAAGAUUCUGA